This is a messenger RNA of Patiria miniata (bat star), 4375 nucleotides long. Its product is annotated as dyslexia-associated protein KIAA0319-like protein. The record is from RefSeq and is a predicted model, not a curated record. NCBI's taxonomy places the organism in Eukaryota, Metazoa, Echinodermata, Asteroidea, Valvatida, Asterinidae. Gene Ontology annotation, cellular component: cytoplasmic vesicle; plasma membrane.
UAUUCCACGUCGAGUUGUACUUGUGUGACUAAUGUGUCUUCGUCUUCGUGAAUUAUGAACAGAUUUCUUUUAUUUAGAAAGGAUUUUUUUAACGCUCGUAUGCUGUAAGGUAUUUCUUGGAUAUGAGGUAAUCGACUUGAAGUUGAAAGCUGUUGAGAAUCAGUAUAAAGCAGGAUUCCAUACAAGUGAAACGUUUGGAACAUCCCGCCAUUUGUUUCAUUGGAAACUUACCCGCGAUAGGAACCCAAAAAAACUUAAAAUGGAUCCACCAGAAUUAGUACAACACACUAGAGAUAUAACAACUUGCCCUCGUUGCAUGGAGUCCAGAACAAUUCUCAGCCGAAACCCCCGUCACGAGAGAAACUCGGAUAUUCUCAGCCCUACACGGACAUUGCGGCAUCCGCAAAGCCACACACAAUGGCAUCCAGGGCGUUUGAUCAAGAGCGCCCUCAACCUUCACCGUCAGCUGUUUAUACAAGUCACGCUUUUGGUGACGCUACUAUCACAAACAGGCCUUGUUGAUGCAGCCUGCACGACAGGCGAACCCUUCGUCGGAUAUCUCCCUACUGUUCCAGACGACCAGCUCAAGCUACAGCACGCCACGUCGGCCACAGGCUGCGCCGAGACCUGCUGCAUGAAGAAGAACUGUGACUUGGCGUGGAUCGUGGACCAGAACUGUUUCCACGGAAGGUGCCACUCAGAGAACGACUGCAUACCGUUCAAAGAUGCCAGUGUGUCCAGUAUCGUGUACGUUAUGGAUAGAUCAACUCAAACUUAUGAAGAAGAUUCCGGUGUAUCUUGUAACCCAUAUGAUAAGUGGGACACGUGCCCGGUGGGUGAGCAUUGCGACCAGCCUUCGCACCAAUGUCAGUGCGAUGAAUGGAAGACCAGGAAUUUUGUGACGAAUCACUGCGAAGAUGACCAAAGAGUUCACAGCGGCAAUCAGUUCAGUUUUCUUCCAGAGAAACAGCCAGUCUUUCCGAGACUGAAGCAACCCUGGGACACCGGGAACCCUGGUAUUGACGAUAGCGAUAAGCAUGGUGACCGUGGUAACGAUCACGGCCAAACCUACAAUCCCGAAAAUCCGUACGGGGAUAUUUCGGACGGCGGUCCCGAUGCCCCUAAUAAUGACGCUGGUGAGAGUUUUGGCACGCACGACAGUGUCGGCGAGUCGGGUGGAAUAGCGCCCUCAAUGGACGAGUUUCGCUUCUGCGAGUCCGACAAGGUAUGCGAGCCGUACGGGUACUGCUUCGGGCUGCAGCAGUACGGAGCAGGGAUUUGCAAGUGCCACAAUGGCUUCCACGAGUCCGAAGCGAUGGGCAUGUGUGUUCCAGAUGACUUAGAAGAAGGGGAGUUGAUCACGCAACACCCAGACAGUCCACCCGAUAAACCGCUCCCAACUGGUGGCUCCGAAAACGCCCCCGCCCCCACCUACGCAACCCCAGACACACCCCAAGAGACACUCCCCGAAACCCCCCUAGCCGAACUCCCUGAUAACAAACCAGACAUUGCUCUUCCGGUGACGCAAAUAACCCCGGGGGCCGAGAAUGAAACCGAGGGGGAUGAUGGUGGGGGCGGAGCUAAGGAGGCCGAGGUGGGGGGUUGGAAACCUGGUGACGGGGUUGAUAUGCCGCACAAGAAGAAUGACGGCGUCGGGUUUGAGCACAAAGGAGACCUAACCGAGACUGAAAAUGACACCAAAACAAACCCUGAAGGUGACGACAGUAUGUCCCCCACCCCCUUGUCAGACACCCCGACGGAAGAGGGCGGCACACAGAGUAACACUGGGCUGGACGAACUGACAGAGAAGACCCUGGUGACAGAUAGUAAGACACAGACGCCGUCGUUGCCAACACCAUCAGUUAUUAAGUUGACGGUGUCAGCCGGGGAAGACAGAACCCUCCAGCUCCCAGACCAAGACCACGUCACUCUCAUCGCGUACGUCAUCCCUGAGAAUCCCCCAAAGGGCCAGGGUUACACCUACGAUUGGGAGGUACUGGAUGGCCCCGAGGACCAAGCCGGAAAAAUGACCGGCGAACACGCUAAACAGUUGAGACUCGAAGAGUUAUCGGCCGGUGUCUACAAAUUCAAAAUUGAGGUCUGGGGCGAGGGGUCCUACGGCUCCGCGACAGUCAACGUGACGGUACUCGCCCCGCCGCGUGUCAACCAACCCCCAAAGGCAGUCAUCAAUCCGCCUAGCCAAGAAAUUAUUCUUCCGAAUCCAGGAACCUACCUAGACGGUUCAGAUAGCACAGAUGACGACGAUAUUGUGAGUUACCACUGGCAGGAGAUUGAAGGCCCCGUCAGAGAAACUAAGAUAACCGGAGACGGCCAGACGCUACAACUGACCGACCUGGUACCGGGGCCUUACGUCAUCAGAUUGACUGUGACAGAUUCGGACGGCAUUACGGACUCGGCACUUGCCAACGUUACCGUCAAAGAAGAAAUUGACAAUCCCCCGGUUGCCAAAGCCGGCAAAGACGUCAUCAUCAAGCUGCCCGUCAACUCGGCUGUUCUCUACGGCAACGGUAGCUUUGACGACCACCCGGUGGUCUAUGAAUGGUCCAAAGACAGCGGACCAGUGGCUGAUAUGUCGGGUUCCUCCUCUCCCGUAUUUCACCUGAACAAUCUUGAAGAAGGGACCUACAUCUUCCGAUUGACGGUCACAGACUCCAAGGGAAGGAAAGAUUCAGACGAGGCUACAGUUAUCGUCAAACCAGAAAACAACGUGGCACCCACGGCCGACGCAGGCCCAGAUAAAGAACUCUCGCUACCGGACGAUUCGACGACCCUAGACGGCACCAAGAGCACCGAUGACUUGGAAGUUACUUCGUACCACUGGCAAAUAGUCAGUGGGCCCAACGAUCCAGAAAUCAAGGAUGCCAAUAAAGCCACCGCUGUGGUGUCGGGAUUAGUAGCCGGUCGCUACGUCUUCCAACUGACCGUGGGUGACAUACAUGAGGCCACAGACACUGAUACAGUGGACGUUGUCGUCAAGAAAGAGUUUAACAAUCCGCCUGUCGCCCAUGCUGGACCAGAUAUUACCAUUAAUCUGCCGAACAAUGUGGUCGAGUUGGAUGGAUCGCAGUCAACGGACGAUAAAGGCAUUGUGUCGUACGAGUGGAAGCGAGACGCGAAGAGUCCCGCCGCUGGGAUGGCCGUGGGAAACUCGGCCCACGAAGCCCUCCUGACGCUAACCGGCCUGGUAGCGGGAACAUACCACAUGAAGCUGAACGUGACGGACGCUAAGGGUGCCUCUAGCACCGAUACGGCGGUCAUCACUGUCGUGAAAGAUUCACACAGGUUGAACUUAGUGGUGUUAACAUUCGAUGUUCAAGCAUCCAAGUUUACACAACGGGAUAAGGUUGACAUGGUCCGAUCCCUGGCUGUUCUGUUGUCCGUUCGUGACGAGGACAUCAAAAUCCAACAAGUGUACCAAACACCGAAUGAGCAGCUGCAAGUUAUUUUCUAUGCCACCAACUCCACGUCCAACGCAGCAAUGCCGGGCCCGAAGGUGGUCAGAAUACUGACCAAGAAGAAACUCUCAAGCGAGACGGACUUGCUCAAGUUUAGGGUUCUAGAAAUGGACACAAUGGUUUGUCAGAAGAACUGUUCUGGUCAUGGUCAGUGCGACCCUUACACUAAGCAGUGCAUCUGCGAGAGUUUCUGGAUGGAGAAUUACUUCAGAACGUGGAUGGGUGACAAGGAAAGCAAUUGUGAUUGGAGUAUUUUGUAUGUCAUCAUAGUCGUCUGUGUCAUAGUCGUAGGGAUUGGAGGUCUGUGCUGGAUAUGCAUAUGCUGUAUAAAGAGGAGCCGGAGGAAGGUGAAGAGAAGGCGGAGAUAUAAUCUGCUGUCCCAGGAUUUGGACGGGACAGAAUCUAUGGAAAUGCUGCCAAAGAAUGCAAAUGAGCCACAAACUGAGUUGACAAACAACGGCAAUGGGAGUGUGCUUGAUAAACUGACUGACAAAGGCUCCUUCCAAGGCAAGCAGAGUAGCAGCAUCAUGAUCUCGGAGUCCGACGACGAUACGGACGAAGAAACGACGCUGUUUGACUCCAAGAAACGCCAGGGGAAGAACGGCAAAGCCAACGGCUCGGUCAUGUCGGUCCAACCCCGCAAGAAAAGACCCUUCCCUCUCAUCAGCUCCAGAACUGAGAAAUUACACAACUGAGUGUUUUGGAGAAUCAUUUUGCGAGGCAUUUUGUGAUGGCUUCAAAGGCAGGUUGGUGCAAUGAACGAUCGACUCUCUGUCAACGAGAAUUUGCAAGGUACCAGUUACAUAGUGAAAUACACACCUAUUGCACUGAAAUGCAGAAAUGGUUACCAGUGAUUCCUCAAACAUGGUCAAAAUCCCUACUUUAAAAGGCCUAAUAAA